Messenger RNA from Paramecium sonneborni, 1421 nucleotides. The record is from the annotation of a GenBank genome assembly. NCBI's taxonomy places the organism in Eukaryota, Ciliophora, Oligohymenophorea, Peniculida, Parameciidae.
AAUGAAUAAAGAUCAACCAGUUAAAAUAGAGGAUCGAUAUCUUCUUGCUUCCCUACAUUAUUAAGGUCGUCAUUCGAACUUUUAUAAUGCUGUUGACAUCAAACAAGAACAAAAAUAGAUUCUAAUAUAAAUAGUAUGAUGAAGUUCUUAUAAUAAUUAGAUAACUGAUUAAUUAUGUAUUUGUAAAUUAUUCAAACGAUUGGAGUAGUGUAAUAUAUAUUUUAUGAUAAAGUAUAGCUAUUGAUCAUAGAGACAAAUCUAAUGAUCAUCAUAAUAGGAUGUCAAGAUUCAUUCCAAUUCCAAGAAUAUAUAAGAUGGGAACCCUAGUAGUGUAAGACAUUUCUUACAAUUACAUUGCUUGGCAAAAAAGUGGACCAUCUUUAAAAUUAUGCUUCAAAUUGAUGAAAUACAAAUUUUCUUUUAAAACUAUUACUUUAGUAGCACUAAAAAUGGUAAUUAAAUAAUAACAAUUUUUAUUAAGAUUACUAAUUUGUAGUAAAUUCAUAAUUUAAACAUUUUACAUAGAAGUCUAAAAUUAUCAUGUAUUAUGACUACAAAUCAUUCGAAUUUAUUAAUCACUAAUUUUGACGAUUAUGUAGAAUUUUUAAAUAAAGAUGGUAAAAUUUCAAACAAAGCUAAAUAAAUUCAUAUAAAAACAACUAAAUUUAGUAGCAUUGGAUAACAUUUACAAUAGAGUAAAUUCAAUAAUCAAUUUUUUAGUACCAUCACCUAGAGAUGAUUUAGAAACUCUUGGUUAUCUCUUGUUAUAUUUGCUAUCUUAAGGAAAACUACCAACCAAAUGUAAAUCUAAAGAUUUAAACAUAAGAGAAAAAUUUUAUAUGGAAUUUAAAAGAUCAUUUCUACCAGAAAAAGAAUUGAAAUAAUUUCCAGAACCAUUUUUACAGUUUUUUUAAAAUGUUUUCAAAUUAGGAAUCAAAGAAAUUCCUAAUUAUGAAAUAUUGAAAUAACCCUUCAUUCAAUAUUUAGGUAGAUAGGAAUAAGAUUAAAAUUUUGAUUGGUCAGAAGUAUUUAAACCUUUUGCUGAAUAAACAGCAACAUCAGAAAAUUCAUUAAGAGAUAAAGCUUUUUCCAUAGAAUCUCUAAUGAUUAAUAAUUUUAAAAAAGAGCUCCAUAAAGAUAAUUAAUCAGCUCCAACAAGUCCAACUGAUUUAUAAGCAUAAAAGAAAUAAAUAAAAUCUUCUAGAUAUACUCUUGCACCUAUUUUAGAAAAAAAUGAAUCCUUAAUGACAAACUUCAAUAAUUGUGAUUCUAAUGCAGCAUCACCUAGAUUUUAUCAUUUGGCAAAUUAUAAAUUUGAUAAUUGUCAAUAAGAUUCAUCUUCAGGUGAAAUUAGUCCAACAGAUGAACCUACCGUUGAUCAACUACCAACUUUUGAAUAACACCAUCAUGAUACUAUGUGA